AUGAAUCUAUUGGGUUUAUUUGCUCUUUUUGCUCUCACUUGUGAAUCACUGGUUCUUCAAAAACGUCUGGCAUCUCCCGAAGCAAAUACAAAUGGAUAUUUCAAGAUUGACUUUGAAGUUUCGGAAAGAGAUCUUUCUGAUCCCACUAAAGUCGUUAAACGUUCCGAAAUGGGCGGCAGAGGUAUCAAUUACGAAGCAUUGAGCAAAAGAAGCCGUCAUAUAUUGAAUAAAAGAUCAGGGAAUUCCUCUGAUGAUGUUGUCAUGACACUUUACAAUAACAUGGUGGUGGAAUAUAACGCAAAUAUUUCUCUUGGAAGCCCUCCUCAAAACUUCUCAGUCCAAAUCGAUACAGGGUCUUCAGAUUUGUGGGUUUUUGCCAAAUCCAAUCCAUAUUGUGAUUUCAAUUCAAAAAAUAUUUCCAAAAGACACAUUGAACAAAGAGAUGCUAAUGAUGAUAAUACUGCCACUGAAGCUGCUACUACUUCGGGUACUGUUACUAUUUCAUCUAGUGGUGACUUUGAAUCCAUUAACAGAACAACCUACAUCACCCCAUCGUAUCUCCCCCUGCAAACUACUUUUGAAAUCAAUACUGCUACAGUUAUUGCUACCAUUGCUUGUGAGGAAUCAGGAUAUUUCAACCCAGAUGACUCUAGUAGUUUCCAUAAAGUCGACAAAAACUUCUUCAUCGAAUACGGGAAUGAUGACUUUGCUCAAGGGAGUAUUAGCCAAGAUACCCUUAUAUUCAGCGAGUUUGUCUUUGAGAACUACACUUUCGGGCUUGCUGAAGUUUCCAAUUCUUCAAAGAUGAUACUUGGGAUCGGGUUACAAGGAAUCGAGACUUUAGGGUUAUACGAUAAUUUGCCGUUGAGACUUGUCGAUAGUGGGUACAUCAACCGUGCGGUGUAUUCUCAAUUUCUCAAUGAUUUCAACGCCACUACUGGGAGUAUUCUUUUUGGGGCAGUUGAUAGCUCCAAGUACACUGGUAACUUGACCACUUUCCCGUUGAUCAAUGUCCUCAAUUAUGAGCACCCUCUGACUUUCCAUAUCACCUGCGACAGUAUUGAUCUUACUUACGCUAGUAAUAACUCUGUUGCUCUGAAUUUGUCUUCUGCAAAGCACCCAAUCUUGUUUGACUCAGGAACCUCGGACUUGUUGGUGCCUCAGGUAGUGUUCGACUGGUUUGGAGUUGAGUUCGAACAUAUUUCCUACAUUGAUGAACUUGGUGGGUAUCUUGCCCGUUGCGAUGUAUUGGAAGAAUAUAAUUUCGAUAUUACCUUACAAGGCGUCACAUAUUCCGUUCCUCUUUCAUUCAUGAGUGCUCCAAUUACCCAACUCGCUGAACUUUUCUUAACAAACGUUCCUCUGAAAUACUUAAAGGACAAUUAUUGUCUCUUGGGGAUUGACGCCCUGUCAGACAACUCCAUGGUUGCUGGAGAUGUGCUUUUAAGAUGGUUCUACGUGGUUUAUGAUUUGACCAACUACGAGCUUCUGUUGGCCCAAGCGGUAUUCAACAGCACUGAAGAAGAUAUCCAAGUCAUUUCUGCUCUUGGUAAGGUUCCUGGAGCCGUGCAUGUUGAUAGUUCCAUUACUUAUGAGGGUAGCUUAACAACUCCAACUUCCUCCGAUGGUGAAGAGCCAUCGUUCACAGGAGUCACUCCUACAGGAUUAAGCAAACUCAAUGCUGGGAGUAAAUUGACCAUUUCUCGGUUAUUAAUUACUGGAGCGCUUGCUGGUUGGUAUUUUCUUUUUUAUUGA
Saccharomycopsis crataegensis is the source of this 1755-nucleotide messenger RNA. Its product is annotated as pepsin-like aspartic protease. The transcript has a single exon. Gene Ontology annotation, biological process: proteolysis. The record is from RefSeq and is a predicted model, not a curated record. Gene Ontology annotation, molecular function: aspartic-type endopeptidase activity. NCBI's taxonomy places the organism in Eukaryota, Fungi, Ascomycota, Saccharomycetes, Ascoideales, Saccharomycopsidaceae. The coding region runs from base 1 to 1755 and encodes 584 amino acids.